UUUGAAGGCGUUCUUCUUUUCUACACUUAUAUUGGUCGAUGGACUUGCUCCAAACCAUAGCCAACAACUAACCAACCAACCUUUCUUGUGUGCUACUACAUUGUACUACACCGUCGAGAGAAUUAAUAAGAGAAGACGAAUUUAUAUAUAUUAGAUUAUAGGUCAGAUCAUGUUGGAUGAAGCAUGAAGCUUUUCAAACUAAUAGUACAUCAGAAAAAUUUCAGUGGAGAAGACUUGAUAAUCAAUCCAAAGGAUUAUCCUGGCAUAAAAACUGGUGAUGUUGUUGAGAUUUAUCAUCCUGAGGAUGAGUUCAGUCGUUUGCUGUUGCAAGUUACCUCCUUCAAGGAAGAUCUUCAAGGUCGUGAAACUAUCAGCGUCGAAAAUAACGUAGCGACUAUGUUCCAAUUGAGAACAUUUGCAGAUGUAUACAUGAAUAUAGUAAAUCCAGAGGAUGUAGCUUUGGAUUCUGUAGAAUUAACUUUUAAAGAUCAAUACAUGGGACGCAGUGAGAUGUGGCGUUUGAAAAAUAGCUUGGUAAAUACUUGCGUUUAUAUCAAUAAGAAGAUCGAGUUUUGCGGUGGCAGUAUACGUUGUCAAGUAUAUGAAAUGUGGUCACAGGGUGACCGUGUCGCUUGCGGCGUUAUAACUGACGAUACCAAGGUAGUAUUUCGAUCCUCUACAAGUAUGGUAUAUCUUUUUAUUCAAAUGAGCUCUGAAAUGUGGGAUUUUGACAUACAUGGAGAUCUGUAUUUUGAGAAAGCAGUCAACGGAUUUCUGGCAGAUUUAUUUCAAAAGUGGAAAAAAAAUGGCAGUAAUCACGAAGUGACGAUUGUAUUCUUCUCCAGGACAUUCUAUAGUGCUACUAGUCUGGAGGAAUUUCCAAAUCAUAUGAGAGAGUGUUUGCAGCAUGAUUAUAGAGGGAGAUUUUAUGAAGAUUUUUACAGAGUUGCAGUACAAAAUGAGAGAUUUGAGGAUUGGAGUAAUGUUUUGGUGCAGUUACGUAAAUUAUUCACUGAUUACCAAAAGAUUGUUUUGGAAUAUCACCAAAAGCCAGGUAUUACCAUGCCCAAGGCAAUAAAUUCCACUGCUGCACAGGGAAACUUUUUAGAAGUGUUGAAUAUGUCUCUGAACGUAUUCGAAAAACAUUAUCUGGAUCGCAGUUUCGACAGAACUGGUCAGUUAUCUGUAGUAAUCACGCCAGGCGUUGGAGUAUUUGAAGUUGAUAGAGAGCUGACAAAUGUAACGAAACAGAGAAUCAUUGACAACGGUGUAGGUAGCGAUUUAGUCUGCGUCGGAGAGCAACCGCUUCAUGCGGUUCCCUUGUUAAAGUUUCACAAUAAAGACUCGUCUAUAAACGCACCGGAUGACUAUAGCAUGCCUCAUUGGAUAAAUCUGAGUUUUUAUUCUACGAAUAAAAAGAUUCCCUACUCUACAUUUAUACCACGGAUAAAACUACCGCAAAGAGUGGCGAAGCAUUCGGCGGAUAAUGGAAAACUACAUUGCAAAAGUAAGCUGCUACAGGAAGAUCCGAGAGAAUGUCUGCAUAAUACCUUAUUUGAUUAUGACGCUUACGAUGCACAAGUAUUUCAGUUACCAACAGUUCAUACUUCAAGUGUGCAAAGGAUAAGUACGAGAACGAAGAAAACAAGUGUGGCCUGUCUCGAAACUCACAACAACGGCCAUCUAUUGAAACUCUUGAAACGUAAAAUGUCGGAUCCCGAUAUACAUCAUCCACCACCUGAGACACACUCACCACCAAUUGUUACAUUACGGAGUGCAGCUAUUACGAUACCACACAAAACAGACGACGACAAUAGUGAAUCUAAUGGCGAUGAAACUGGUACAUCCAGAACACCGGUUAAGAGCGACUUAACAGAUUCAGAGAUAUCUCCGCCGUUUAGACCUGUCGUCGGUAGCGCUGGCAGCCCAACAAACUCCAUUUCUCAGCCAACAAAUAUACUUAGGCCUAGCAGAGCAUUGAUCAAUCCUUUUGAUCCGUCCCACGUUACUAUAAAACUCACUAGCAAUAGACGGAGGUGGACUCAUAUAUUUCCAAAGGGUCCAACAGGUGUAUUAAUACAACAGCAUCACUAUCAAGCUGUACCAACGCAAACAUGCUCAGAGACGCAAAACGAGGCUGCCCCGUCUACCGUAAGUGGGUCUCCGAUGGAAAUUGGAAUGAGCAAUACGAAUCAAAUUUCAAGAUCAGCAUCUCAAAUAGGAUUUCAAGAUUACACAAAAGGCAAGCCACUGCGAUCCAACUCAUCGACUAAUGGAGAUAAAACUGUAAAUACUUCUUCAGUUAUAGCAAAUAAGAGUUUGACUCUCUUGUGGGGUGCCACUGGUGAACAAGAGUGGACACCUGCUCUAACAACAGCGAUCAUAGGUGUCGACUGGAAAUCGCUAACAAUUCCCGCGUGCUUACCAAUCACUACAGAUUACUUCCCGGAUAAAAGAAGUUUGCAAAAUGACUACGUCGUGUCGGACUAUAAUCUUCUGCCGGACGACGUUAACGCCGAUUUUGCCCAGCAGCGAGCGAUAUAUAAAAAACCACUCACGACCACGGAGGUAUUCAAGGAACUGGUCUCACAACGCUUGGCUCAAGGUUUUCAGCUGAUCAUUUUACCGCCAGUUAACAAAAAUCAAAGUAACGGAUCUGGCAAUAAUGCCGCCCCCGCUAUUAGCACAAUAAUGCGCGGUAGACAAAAUGAGUCCGAACCUAAAGAAGAAUAUUUACUUAGCAUUGGAAGAAUCUUUCACAAGAUAUCUCUGUUUGAUAAUUCUAUCACAGUCACGAGGUACCGGCCACGGCACCCUUAUCCACCCUUCAAUAUACACUAUCGGUAUCGAUUUUACGCUCCGCACCACGAUACAUACGAAGUAUCGUGGGUGUCCUUCACAACAGAAAAACUCGAGAAUUAUAACUGGAACUAUCUGGACCACUAUAUAUGCACACGAGGCCAUACCGAUUUCGCUUUAGUGGAGGCUCUCAAAUAUUGGCGGUUUCGAGUAUUUCUAUUGCCACUACAUAAUUCCGCGACUCGCAAAAUCUUGGAAGGCUCUCCAAGAUGCGACAUAUACACUCCACUUAAUAAUUCUGAACAAGCGUCACUAAUGGAUGGUUUUCUGCGUUUUAUCGAAGGAUGGUUGAACAAAAUACGACGGCCAAAUCCCAAUAAAAACUGGGUAAUUUCCUCACUAUUCUAACUUGUACAGUACAUGUUUAUAGAGAUGAUAAUUGAUAGAUAUCAGAUUACUCUAAUUAUUCCAACAAGGAUUUCAAUUGGAACUGUGUAGCAAUUUUAUUUAACAUUAUAAAGGAUGUUCCAAAGAGCAGUUGUGUGACAGUAAUAAACAAUAUCGUUGUCA
This is a messenger RNA of Odontomachus brunneus, 3369 nucleotides long. It is a transcript of the gene Iml1, whose product is annotated as GATOR complex protein Iml1. The record is from RefSeq and is a predicted model, not a curated record. Gene Ontology annotation, molecular function: GTPase activator activity. The transcript has 15 exons. NCBI's taxonomy places the organism in Eukaryota, Metazoa, Arthropoda, Insecta, Hymenoptera, Formicidae. Gene Ontology annotation, biological process: negative regulation of TORC1 signaling; cellular response to amino acid starvation; positive regulation of autophagy. Bases 184 to 3207 code for a protein of 1007 amino acids. Gene Ontology annotation, cellular component: lysosomal membrane; GATOR1 complex.